GAGACUAAGGUGGUAGUUAGGUGAAAGAUGUGGAUAAAGAUCAUUUGGGAGGUGAAAUAAAGCUUGGCCAUCAGUAGAGCCCAGCAUGCCUCCAGGCCACGAGAUGAACAGCCAUGUGGUGCCCCUCUUGGGAAAGGGAAGAUAGCACAUUAGAAGGAAGAUAAAAGGAUCAGUGAGUGUCCCCAUGAUGAAUGAUUGAGCCUCUGUGUUCGAGGUUUCUAAGAGGAAGCAAAGGCAACAAAGGCAGGAGUUGGGUGAAGGAGGGUGACAAAGGACAAAAGUCCAGGCCCCAUGCUGUUAGACCUGUAAUAAUGUGGACAGAGACCUGGCAAAUGGUCUGACAGCCUUAGGGUGCUGGAAACUGAGGUUAGAGUUGGUGUCAGAGAAAGAGGGGCUCAGAUUGAAAAGGGGAGGAGUUGCUGAACAAUGGCCAGAAGAGAUUUGCCCUCUGUCCAGAGAGAGGACCUGGGAGGAGCAUGGAGAGCCAGGAUGGGGACAUCACCACCUUCCCAAGCUGCUUGGGACCAGAGGUGAAGAUGAAAGUGAAAGAGAAGCAAAACAGGGUAGUGUCGUCUGAGCUAAGGUGAAAGCGAAAGCAGAUCCGUGAAGUCCCGCUGAGAGCAAGGCUUAGACCUUUCGCGCUCCCCACUGGUCUCACUCCUCUAACCGUCGACCCCCAAUCCCUGGACUGCCCUGCUCACCCCAAGAUGCUAAAGGCAGCGCUAGAGCCCCGAGGGGGCUUCUCUUUCGAAAACUGCCAGAGAAACACAUCCUUGGAACGGAAGCUCCCGGGGCUUCGGGUCCCUCAUGCACGAAAGACCGGAACAACCAUCGCGGGCCUUGUGUUCCGAGACGGGGUUAUCUUGGGCGCGGAUACGAGGGCCACUAACGAUUCAGUAGUGGCGGACAAGAACUGCGAGAAGAUCCAUUUCAUCGCGCCCAAAAUCUACUGCUGUGGGGCUGGAGUAGCUGCGGACGCUGAGAUGACCACGCGGAUGGCGGCAUCUAACAUGGAGCUACAUGCGCUGUCUACCGGCCGCGAGCCCCGCGUAGCCAUGGUCACCCGCCUUCUGCGCCAAACGCUNNAAAGGUACCAGGGCCACGUGGGUGCAUCGCUGGUCGUGGGCGGCGUAGACAGGACAGGACCACAGCUCUACAGUGUGCACCCCCACGGCUCCUACAGCCGUCUGCCCUUCACGGCCCUGGGCUCCGGCCAGAAUGCAGCCCUGGCGGUCUUGGAGGACCGGUUCCAGCCGAACAUGACGCUGGAGGCCGCGCAGGGGCUGCUGGUGGAAGCCAUCACUGCAGGAAUCCUGGGUGACCUGGGCUCUGGGGGCAGUGUGGAUGCAUGUGUGAUCACAGGGACUGGUGCCAAGCUGCUGCGAACACUGAGCUCACCCACAAAGCCCAUAGAGAGGCCAGGCCAGUACAGCUUUGCCCCUGGGACCACAGCUGUCCUGUCCCAGACAGUGAUGCCACUGCCCCUGGAACUGGUGGAGGAAACUGUGCAGACCAUGGAGGUGGAAUGAAGUAGGCUGAGGCUUAGAGCCUGGAACAAGGGGGAAUAAAUGCAGAAAAUGCAAAUACCUGAA
Messenger RNA from Pteropus alecto (black flying fox), 1592 nucleotides. RefSeq names its product proteasome subunit beta 10 (gene PSMB10). Gene Ontology annotation, cellular component: proteasome core complex. The transcript is spliced from 8 exons. The coding region runs from base 708 to 1529 and encodes 273 amino acids. NCBI's taxonomy places the organism in Eukaryota, Metazoa, Chordata, Mammalia, Chiroptera, Pteropodidae. Gene Ontology annotation, molecular function: threonine-type endopeptidase activity. The record is from RefSeq and is a predicted model, not a curated record.